AUGGCAGACGCUGAAAAAGAUAUGGAUACCUCAAUGGGAGAAGGUGGAAAUGGAAGCAUAGAAGUGGCGGCGAUUCAAGAAAUAUUAGCGGAUUGUGGGGUCGAGGAAUAUGAUCCGAGAGUUGUUGGAAUGCUUAUGGAUGCACAAUAUGCUUUAACCGUAAAAGUUUUGGAAAUGGCGAAUGGAUUAGCGAAACACAAUGGAAAGGCGAUGAUCGAAGAAGAAGAUGUACAAACAGCCAGCGACAUUUUAGGUGUCUUGAAAAGCACAAUACCCGAUCGACAAAAAAUGAUUCAGAUGGCAAAUGAUAAAAAUUUGCAGCCGCUUCCACAAAUUCGUCAUAAUUACGGUCUUAAACUUCCAAAUGAUAGAUUUUGCCAAUUACAGCCAAAUGUUUUAUUUAAAUCUGAGGAUCAUGACGCAAUAAUGCCACAGAUCGUGAACACGAUGCCUUUAUCAGAGCCAAAUGAAGGAAUGAUUCGUCCCGAUCAGGUGUCAAAUAUCUUAAAACGAAGAGGAGACGAAGAUGACUUCGAUAAUUAG
This is a messenger RNA of Caenorhabditis bovis, 543 nucleotides long. NCBI's taxonomy places the organism in Eukaryota, Metazoa, Nematoda, Chromadorea, Rhabditida, Rhabditidae. The record is from the annotation of a GenBank genome assembly.